This is a messenger RNA of Diceros bicornis minor, 4766 nucleotides long. Its product is annotated as plasma membrane ascorbate-dependent reductase CYBRD1. The record is from RefSeq and is a predicted model, not a curated record. The transcript is spliced from 4 exons. Gene Ontology annotation, molecular function: oxidoreductase activity. NCBI's taxonomy places the organism in Eukaryota, Metazoa, Chordata, Mammalia, Perissodactyla, Rhinocerotidae. Gene Ontology annotation, cellular component: lysosomal membrane. Bases 118 to 972 code for a protein of 284 amino acids.
GGGCGGAGACAGCUUCAAGAAGUCGACGCCCGCGUCCUGCCGCGGGGCUGGUACCCAGAGGCCGCCGCCGCCUCGCCGACUUCUUGUGGCUGCCCGGGCGCGGAGUAUGGGACUCUGAUGGCCAUGGACGGCUACAGGGGCUUCCUGGGGCUGCUGGUGUCGGGGCUACUCGUCGGCUUCCUGUCCGUGAUCUUCACCCUCGUCUGGGUCCUCCACUACCGGGAGGGGCUCGGCUGGGAUGGGACCGCGCUCGAGUUUAACUGGCACCCGGUGCUUGUGGUCACUGGCUUCGUCUUCAUCCAGGGCAUCGCCAUCAUCGUAUACAGACUGCCAUGGACCUGGAAAUGCAGCAAGUUCCUGAUGAAAUCCAUCCAUGCGGGGUUAAACACCGUUGCUGCCAUUCUUGCAAUAAUUUCUCUGGUGGCCGUUUUUGAUUACCACAAUGCCAGGAGUAUCCCCAAUAUGUACAGCCUGCACAGCUGGAUUGGACUCAUAGCUGUCAUACUCUACAUGUUACAGCUUCUCCUAGGUUUUUUAAUCUUUCUGCUUCCUUGGGCUCCACCUUCUCUCCGAGCACUUGUCAUGCCCAUUCACGUUUACUCUGGACUUCUCAUCUUUGGAACAGUGAUUGCAACAGCACUUAUGGGAGUGACUGAAAAACUGAUUUUUGCCCUGAAAGAUCCUGCAUACCAUUCAUUCCCACCAGAAGGUGUUUUCACAAAUACCCUUGGCCUUCUGAUUCUGCUGUUUGGGGCCCUCAUUUUUUGGAUAGUCACCAGGCCACAAUGGAAACGUCCUAAUGAACCAAAUUCUAUCCUUCAGCCAAACGGAGGCAAUAAAGAAGAAGUGGAAGGUUCCAUGGCAAUAAACACUGGCAAUGUGGACAAAUCAGAUUCAGAGUUAAACAGUGAAGCCGCAGCAGGGAAAAGAAACUUCACUCUUGAUGAGGCUGGACAGAGAUCCACCAUGUAAAAUGUAGUAGAGAGGUAGCCAUAUAACUUCACUUUUAGAAACUAGCUCUACAGUUUUGCUUCUCCUAUUUAGCCAUAAGAUGGUUGAGCUCCACAGAGUCAAUAUUUAUUUUAAUCAUAAAGUAGGAUUUCUUGAAAGAGUCUGUAUUGAUUGAGGCCUAUGAGUUUACCUGAAUUGGAACGGAGAUGAUCAAUGUAAAUAAUAGCAGAAAUAAACUGUGGUUAUGUUACCUCUUUUCUUGUUGAGGACCAAAGCAUUUAGCACAGUGCCUUGCAAAGAAUAGAGCUCAAAAUGUGUCUAUUUGUUGGUAAAUUUGAUAAACUGGCAGCAUCCCUGGCCUCUUGUCAUGAAGUCAUUUUAGAACUAGGUAGAACCAGUCCUGAAGUCAGAUCACGAAUAUCUGGGCCAGGGUUUACGCUACACAGAUGUCAUGACUAGACCACAGAAAAAGUUUUAGGAAAAUAACUGGUUCCCUUCUCCCUGCGCCUACCCUCUGCUCCCUCCCCAGCUGGUCUGGGCUCAGAUUGGCCCUGGAGACCAGGGUUUUUGUCAGGGUAUUUUGGAGCAGUGACUGGGCUGUAGGUAGAGAAGAGAUCUUCUCUGGUCAGACCUGGAAGUUUUUCCAAAACUCGACUUAAUCCCAAGCCUUCCCUGGAGUUUGGCGUAUUUUAUGAUCCAGAUUCCAAACCUAAUUAGAAUGAGAAUAUGCCUGAAUGCUUAAACGGCAACAAACUGCUCUGCAAACCUCAAAGAGCACUUUUUCCCCAAGUUUCUGUUUUUAUUUUAAAAAGUACUUACAUGGUACUUACUAUGUGCAAGACACUGUUCUAAGCACUUUAUAACUAUUAGCUCAUUCAAUCCCCAGAUAAACCUUAGGAAGUAGGUACUAUUAUGAUCUCCAUUUUACAGAUGAGAGAUCUGAAGCUUGGAGAGGUUAGUAACUUGCCCCAAGUUCAUGAGUGGCGGAACUGAGAUUCAAAACCUGGCAGUCUGGCUCCUCAGUCCAUGAUCCUAACCACUUCACUGUGCUGUUUUUUCUGUUUUAUAGUAAUUUGCACGUACUUUGACCCACCCCUGGAUAAUUCUCAAUUGCUGCAGUGCAGUGGAGCUGUUCAAGUUUACCUUUUGGCUCUCUUGAAGGCAGAUGGCCCAAAUAACCAAGGAAAAGGGCCCACCCAUGCCUGGAAAUAGAUCAUGGGCACCCUGCCACUGCCAACUAGCCACGGCCUACUUUGAUGCCCCUUUGAUCUUAAAAUUGUGUCUUGGUGGCAAAGAAGGUUCAGGCAAGAACAUCUGUAGCUUUCAAGAUUAAUCAGUUGCAAUUUUUGUUCUUCAGGAUCUUAGCUGCUGAAUAGCUUUGGGUUUGGAGACAGGAGAGACUUACCUCAUGGUCUGCUCUUCCUGGGGGGAAUAGCUAGGAUCCUUCCUAAUUUUGGUGGAAUUUUAGGGGAUAUCUUGAACUUUGGGUUCUCAGUAGUGAAUUGAGACUCAGAGGUGACAACUUUCAUGCAUGGAGAUCUCUGUCUAGGCUCUGGUCUGACUUAAAUUAAAACCUAGCAUAGUGCCUAUGCUGAAAUGAUGCUUUUUCAUUUUGGGGGUUGUUUUUUGGUUUCCCUGAAAUUUUAAACUGGAACAUUUUGUGUGUGUGUGAGAAAGAUUAGCCCUGAGCUAACACCUGUUGCCAAUCCUCUUCUUUUUUGCUGAAGAAGAUUGGCCCUGGGCUAAUACUGUGCCCAUCUUCCUCUAUUUUACAUGUGGGAUACCUGCCACAGUGUGGCUUGAUAAUCGGUGUGUAGGUCCACGCCCAGGAUCCAAACCUGUGAAUCCCAGGCUGCCAGAAGCAGAGCCCACGAACUUAACCGCUACACCAUGGGGCUGGCCCCUUAAACUGGAACAUUUUAAUGUGGAUAAAACCUUACGGUUUAUAGCAGAUGCACUUAAUAUUUUUGGUGCUUAAUGGAUUUCCUUUAGGUAACUGGUAAUUACUGCCAUAGACUUCACACUAGCUACACUCCAUCACAUCCAUUAAGCUUCACAGAUAACCAUUCAAGAUUCCCUCCCAACAACAGAUUUCUUCUCCUUUAAUUAAUUCUGUUUCCAAAGUUGGUGAUAGUGUCAGAAGGAUCCCCAGUGCCCAGCCCAAUGCCUGUCAUAUAGUAGGCACAAUGAAAUUCAAUAUGGGUAGAGCAUGUUACAGUUUUGUUUCUAAGUGGAAGGAGUAAUUGCAUCGUCACACACAAACAUGUUUUGAUAAAUGGAUGUUUCGUUACAUAGAGGUGCACAAAAUUCCAGUUUUUUGUGGGGAGGGGUUAGUGACAGCCCCAAGAAUUGAAGCUGCCAUUCCAUUUUACAUAUAGGCCAAGAAAGAGGUUAUCAGUGAAAAGUUAAUUAUGGAUUUGGCACUCGAAUAAUCUGCUCCAUUGCAAAGUAUUUGAGCACCCCUCAUCUCAGCCCUUUGUUUUAUCUCUCUUGUGGGCUAAUAUGAGGGUAGUCUUACAGAUAUUAUAGGAACUUCUUUUCUUUCUUUCUCAGCCUUUAUGAAAACAAUGCAUAGUAAAAUAUAUUUAGAAAACCUUUCUGUUUGAGACUCUUCUUUUAAUGGGCUUUUUAUUCUAAUGAUAAUUGUACCUUUAUCUUUCAAAAGCUGGUAUUUCCUACCUAAAGCCUCUCCCCCAAAAAUAUCUCAUUUAAAAGCCCACAAAAAGAAUAGAGGAGAAGAAAGCCUUAGGUACCAAUUCCAAAACCGUGAUUGAAAUCUCCCCAAAUAAUUGUAGCCUAUAUCAUCUGCAGAGAUAGUCUGGCUUGGCUUACCCCAUAAUCUAAUUUCAGAAAAAAAGCUUUAUUUUAACACUCAUCUAAAUCAACACCAAAGCAUUUUCUCUUACGGGGUUUAUUGAGAAACUCAAAUGAAUAUGCAUUUUGAAUUAAUGUUGUCAAAAGUGUACAGCUCCCUGUGCUCCUUGUGUCAGACUGAAUCCAUCCUCCAAAGUACUUUGCUUUUCUUGUGUGGUUUCAUUAAGCUGUGUUGGUUAGAAACAGCAUCUAAGACCUUACAGUCAAAUGACAAAGGAGGCAAAUGCACUUUUUAAGGAAUACUGACAAGUGGUUUCUGUUCUCUAAAGGACAAAAUAAAGAAGAUGUCUUGUUUUUAAUUAGGCUCUUUCCCUGCUGAGUUGGAAAUUCCAGUGCAAUACCGGUUGACCACAACUGCCAAAUCUAAGAGCACAAAUGAAGAAGUAAAGCUUUACGCUAAUUUUAAUGCCAUAUGAUGGAAUUGUGUGUGUGUGUGUAUGAGGUGGACUAGCCCUGAGCUAACAUCCGAUGCCAAUCCUCCCCUUUUUUCUUGAGGAAGACUGGCCCUGGGCUAACAUCCGUGCCCAUCUUCCCCUACUUUAUAUGGGAUGCCGCCACAGCAUGGCUUACCAAGCGGUGUGUUGGUGCAUGCCCAGGAUUCAAACCUGCGAACCCCAGGCCACCACAGCAGAGGGCGUGCAUUUAACCACUGUGCCACCGAGCUGGCCCCCAUAUGAUGGAAUUUUUAUCUUGACGUGUCCUGUUAGAUAAGUCUGACAGAAAGCUUUAACUGCUAUGUCUUACAGCUAAACACAGGAAAAUAUAGAAGAAAGAAAACUAUUAUUCUUUAUAUCCUACAAAGCACCUGAAAAUUUUAAGUGGAAAAGAUUUCUAUGUUUAAAUUUUUCUUUUUAUCUCAGCACAUUUAUGGAAAAAUAUUAAAUAGCCUGAGUAUUUUAUAAUUUUGUAGAAAAAAUAUGCAUCUAUUUUUUCUUGACUUG